This is a messenger RNA of Alnus glutinosa, 662 nucleotides long. Its product is annotated as acyl carrier protein 1, mitochondrial. Gene Ontology annotation, molecular function: acyl binding; acyl carrier activity. The record is from RefSeq and is a predicted model, not a curated record. The transcript is spliced from 2 exons. Gene Ontology annotation, biological process: fatty acid biosynthetic process. NCBI's taxonomy places the organism in Eukaryota, Viridiplantae, Streptophyta, Magnoliopsida, Fagales, Betulaceae. Gene Ontology annotation, cellular component: mitochondrion. The coding region runs from base 54 to 437 and encodes 127 amino acids.
UGUUUCAUUACCAAGAGAGUGAGCGUGCCUGAGAGAGAGAGAGAGAGAGAGAGAUGGCAUUGAGGGCAGCCAUACUUCGCCACGUCCGAGUGCCGAUCCAAACCCUAACCCUAACCGGACCGAAACGGCAGGUACGGGGUCCGAACGGUGGAUCCCUCCGCUUCCUUUCAUCGCACGGCGACGAUCAUAUGACGAAAGACGAUGUCAUCGACAGAGUCCUCUCCGUGGUCAAGAGCUUCCCCAAGGUCGAUCCCUCCAAGGUGAGUCCUGAUGUACAUUUCCAGAAGGAUUUGGGCUUGGAUAGCUUGGACAAUGUGGAAAUUGUAAUGGCUCUGGAAGAAGAGUUUAAGCUGCAGAUUCCAGACUUGGAAGCCGAUAAGAUUGACUCAUGUCUUCUUGCGAUUGAAUACAUCUAUAACCAUCCAAUGGCUAGUUAAUUUGACAUAAGCAGUGCGUUCUGUUUUUUCUCAUUGAACUCUACAUGUAGAACAGUAAUCUGUUCAGCUUUUCUUUUGUCUGCUCUUUGAGUGCUUGUAGAAAUUUGAUCCCCAAAUUGUGGCGGAAAAUAAUUCGAAUCUUUUUGAAAAAGAGUAGCCUUUUCAGGACUUGGCUUUGUGAUCCUUCGACUUUAAAUAGUAAGGGUUUCUUUCAUUUCUAGCAAA